Messenger RNA from Nannospalax galili (Upper Galilee mountains blind mole rat), 849 nucleotides. RefSeq names its product LYR motif containing 2 (gene Lyrm2). The record is from RefSeq and is a predicted model, not a curated record. The transcript is spliced from 3 exons. NCBI's taxonomy places the organism in Eukaryota, Metazoa, Chordata, Mammalia, Rodentia, Spalacidae. Bases 383 to 649 code for a protein of 88 amino acids. Gene Ontology annotation, cellular component: mitochondrion.
UCCUGCCUUGAGUUCUCGGCUUCCCUUGAUAACGGACUGCGAAGUGUAGGCCAGAGAAACCCUCUCCCCAGUCACCCAGAGUUGGUUUUGGUCGGUGUUUUCUCACAGAAAGUAACUAAGAUAGCUUCCAUGUGAUGAUUCUUUAUGCCAAGAACUCUACCAAACGCCUGCCCUUUUUCGUUGUGUUAUUACGCCACCUGUACCCGGAAAUGGCUGUCGGAUUCAGCCUUGCGAAAACCCGGGUAGGGGCCAGAACAUCCCAGGAGGCUCACCGCCAGCCUCGGUGUAGACGCAGUCAGCCUCCUGGGAAGCCGCCGGGCCCGCCCGGUCCUGCCGCCACUUCCGCUCCUGCGCCUCCGCCGGCUGACCGCAUUGGGCCAACAUGGCGGCUUCGCGUCUACCUCCAGCCGCGCUAACGCUGAAGCAGUUCAUGAGAAGGCAACAAGUUCUCCUUCUCUACAGAAAGAUUUUGCGAGCAGUUAGGCAAGUUCCAAAUGAUUCUGACCGCAAAUACCUGCAGGACUGGGCCAGGGAAGAAUUCAAAAGAAACAAGAGUGCCACGGAAGAGGAUGCAAUCCGCAUGAUGAUUACUCAAGGCAGUAUGCAGCUGAAGGAGUUAGAAAAGACACUUGCUUUAGCAAAAUCUUAACAAUUGCAUUGUUCUGGAAGAUUCUCAGAUCUUCAUGCCUUUUGCUUAGACUUACAACGGACAGCUCAAAGCCACUCUCAAACCACCAGUUAGUACAUGAAAAUAUGAUCAUUCUCAUCAAGAAAAUGCAAAUCAAAACCUUAAGCUAGCUCUUCCCCUACAAUGACUGAUUAAAAAGCAAAAUAAUAUUGUGAAGAUAA